This is a messenger RNA of Xiphophorus maculatus (southern platyfish), 4078 nucleotides long. Its product is annotated as mucin-2-like. The record is from RefSeq and is a predicted model, not a curated record. NCBI's taxonomy places the organism in Eukaryota, Metazoa, Chordata, Actinopteri, Cyprinodontiformes, Poeciliidae. The transcript is spliced from 11 exons. Gene Ontology annotation, molecular function: protein binding. The coding region runs from base 984 to 3242 and encodes 752 amino acids.
UUUGUUGUCCUGUAAAACACUUUUCCAUGAUUAUGAAUGAGCAAAAACAGCUUUAUGUUUCAUAUUAAAAGCUAAGCACACGAGAUGAAUAUUUUAUAUGUUGGGUUUUAUUUUUAGCAUAAACAAUCUGCAAACGAAAUAAACAUUUGAAUCAGUUCCACCAACAUGUUUUCUCUAAAAUUGUGAUUUAAACUCUCUAAGUCACAUUUAAAAACCAUUUACAAAAUGAUAAUCAAGAUAUUUUGGUAGAUUUCUCCUUUUCUUUGGGUUUUGAAGUGUCUUUGUGACAGUGGGACUGAAAUGCUUUGUUCUGCUAUUAAAGUUGUUUUCGUGAAUUUCAAGAGUUGCUGGAGUCUUGACAGGGAAUUUCUUCCUUGUUCCUCGUGUGAAUCAUUCCAGUUACUCAGUGGUUUUCUCCUGUUUCUGCCAACUAUUUGCAAAGACUGCAGCUUUGUUCCUGCAUACAGUUACACCUGAUAGCUACAGACACGGUAAUCUUUCAAACAAAAGACGUUAUUAUGCACUGAGAUGCUGAGUUCUUUAUUGUUUGAGCAGAAGAGACAAAGUGGUUGAUGUUAAGUGAAGGUAAUGAGAUGAGAAGAUGUGUAAUUAUGACUGGUGGAGACACAACCACAGGAAAUACUGGUGACUAUAAAUCUUUGUCACACACUGACAACGUCUACAAGAAAGUUAAGCCACAACCGGGCAUUGAUAAAGAAGAUGGCUGCUCACAGAUAUACAUACAUUCAUAAAUAAUACUUAGUGCACAUCCUUGUUUUCACUUCACUCACUUUAUCUCUGAUCAUCAUCUUUCAGUCAAAUAAAUGUUCCUCAUGCCAGGUUUCUGUGUAAAGCCACAGACAAACAUUUUCAUUUCCGGGACAGUAAACAGUGAGAGGGCGCGGAUCACAUGCUGCCAAACCAUCAAUCCUCCUGGUUUCUAACAAACUCAGACUUUGUGUGGAGACACUUUCACAGUCAUCAUGUUCCUCUCUGUGGUUCUGCUGCUGCUGCUGCUGGUCAGCCAUUCAUACGCUGCACAUUUCUAUGGCGUCAUGAUGACCUACGACCCAAAGGAGGCUUACCUAAACGGAUCUACUUCUGUUGAGCUUCACUACAAAGUGAGCUAUGACCAAUGCAUAUACACUGACACUUGGUCUUGCACUGGAAACUGUGGGACUGAGACCCAGAUCCUUGGUUUAACCAAAGUUGAUGAAAUUAUUGGUGAAUGGUGCCAGAGAGAAGCAGUGACGUCUCGACAGCUGACAAGCAACUCUCCACUUACACUUCAAUUUGCAAGUGGAAACUGGCUAAGUAACAUACAGAAUAUCAUAAACUGGAAAGCUGUGACUAAUGUUGAACUAAGGAUCCGAUCUGACAUCAGCAAAGCCAACACAUCACCGCAGACAACCAUCCUCCCAGCUCUGAGAGUUCCUAUAAACUGUCAGAGAAACAUAAGCAUGUUGGCCUUUGACCCCGAUGGAGACGAUGUUAGAUGCAGAUUUGCCUCCCUUGCCUUGUCAGAGUGUGUCACCUGCACGACUCCAUCUGACCUCAGCAUCUCACCUUCCUCCUGUACUUUAUCGUUCAGCUCAUCUGCAAGCAGCAGCCAAGGUUCAUAUGUGGUCCAGAUGGUGAUGGAGGACUUUCCCCUGCAGAACAUCACUCUGACCCAAACCAGUGGUUCUCAGGUGCAGAGAACAAACAGUGAUGCCAUCAGCACAAUACCCAUCCAGUUCGUUUUAAAAGUGGAUGCUGCAGCACCGUCCUGCACAGAAGGUCAAUAUCUGCCCAGAUUCCUGAGUCCAACUCCAAACAACAGAGCUCAGCUCUACACACCAGCCAGUCAGAUACUGGUGAUCACCAUCAGCUCACAGGCAACUCAAGCCACAUCAACUGAGCUCCUGUACAGCGGGCCGCACAACGUAACUAAGAGUUCAUUGGGAUCAGGAAGCUUCACUCUGACGUGGAAACCAUCUGUGGCCGAAGAUGGAGAAAGUCACCCCAUCUGUUUUAUUGUCCAGGCAACUGUCUCCAGUUCUCGGUAUCAGUCUGAGCUUCGCUGUGUCAUUGUAACCGUUGGAAACAGUCCAUCAGCAACUGUAGCUAUACCUAUAGCAACUACAACUACCCAAUCACCAACUACAACUACCCAAUCACCAACUACAACUACCCAAUCACCAACUACAACUACCCAAUCCCCAACUACUACAACCGAAUCCCCAACUACUACAACCCAAUCCCCAACUACUACAACCCAAUCCCCAACUACAACUACCCAAUCACCAACUACUACAACCGAAUCCCCAACUACAACAACCGAAUCCCCAACUACUACAACCGAAUCCCCAACUACUACAACCCAAUCCCCAACUACAACUACCCAAUCCCCAACUACUACAACCCAAUCCCCAACUACAACUACCCAAUCCCCAACUACAACUACCCAAUCACCAACUACAACUACCCAAUCACCAACUACAACUACCCAAUCACCAACUACAACUACCCAAUCCCCAACUACUACAACCAAAUCCCCAACUACAACUACCCAAUCCCCAACUACAACUACCCAAUCACCAACUACUACAACCGAAUCCCCAACUACAACAACCGAAUCCCCAACUACUACAACCGAAUCCCCAACUACUACAACCCAAUCCCCAACUACAACUACCCAAUCCCCAACUACUACAACCCAAUCCCCAACUACAACUACCCAAUCCCCAACUACAACUACCCAAUCACCAACUACUACAACCCAAUCCCCAACUACAACUACCCAAUCACCAACUACUACAACCCAAUCCCCAACUACAACUACCCAAUCACCAACUACAACUACCCAAUCACCAACUACUACAACCCAAUCCCCAACUACUACAACCCAAUCCCCAACUACUACAACCCAACUCCCAACUAUGACAACCCAACUCCCAACUACUACAACCCAACUCCCAACUACAACUACCCCAACACCUACUACAACAACCCAGGAUCCAACUACAACAACAAAACCCCCAACUACGAUUACAGCUAAAGCAACACCCCCACCUACAAAUUCAACACCUGCUUCAGGGCCGUAUUAUGUUGUGGCUCUGAAUGGCAAGAUCUCCACCAGUUUGUCACUGGAAAAUGAUCAUGAGACCAUUGUGAAACAGAUUAAAGAUGAACUGGUCAGACGAGGACUGCCACCAACAAUGAUUGUUCGUCUUCUCAGGGUCGUGGCAACAAGUCGCUAAGGCCAAUCAUGUAUUUAAUACCUGGAUAUAACGAUACAACGUUCUCUGAAGUUUCAAGUCAUUUUGUUCCUUUUCUCUGUUUUUGUAUUUCCACAUUUCUUUAGGAAUUUAUAUUUUUUUUGCAAAAUAAACAUUUGUCAUUGCAUGUUAGAUUAGUUUAUGUAGAAAAUAUGUUUUAGAAAAGAAAAAUCUUGAUACAAAAAUCUCCAACAAAAAAAGUACAAACUGAGAUUAUGAAGUAGAAAUCUUUCUGUGAAGCAUCAAUGGUAACAGUUGCUCUGUUGCUCCACUAGAUGGCGACAGUGGAGCUGAAAAGGACAAAUGCAAUAAACUGUAAACCAACUAGAAAUGUUUAGAGAUUUGUAAAUAAUCUACUCUGUGACAGUCACUAUGGUUUCAGGUCAAGCAGAUAAAAAUCUCUGUCAUUAUUUAAUAGGAAUCUGAUAUAAUAGAUCAUUAUGAGUUGAAAAACAGGAAUGUUAUGUGUAGAAGCUUAAAUUCAGUUUUUGUUCAUUCAGACUUUAGGAUAAGUUAUGUUCAUAUUUCUUAUUAUAAUUUGUUUAUUUGGAUAAAAAUGAUAACUAGUUUGAUCUAUUGCAUAGUAAUUUACUAUAUUUGGAUACACUAAAGUCUUGAAAAUUUGCAUAUCUAAUUGGAAUUAAGGAUUUCAGGGUGUGGCUAUAGCCAGAGUCAGUUGGGCAGUUGGAUUGGAGCCACACAGUUUUUUGACCUCACUCUCUUUCCUUUUAAAUUUUCUUGUUUCUCUUUAUUUUUCGUGGAAAGGUCACCUUUGUACCGUUUUUAUUAUUAUAUCUGAAGUAAACCAUUCAACUAUA